Molecule: messenger RNA, 1224 nt
Organism: Coffea eugenioides
Lineage: Eukaryota; Viridiplantae; Streptophyta; Magnoliopsida; Gentianales; Rubiaceae
Product: 50S ribosomal protein L17-like
Exons: 5
Coding region: 153-410 (85 amino acids)
Biological process (GO): translation
Cellular component (GO): large ribosomal subunit; ribosome
Molecular function (GO): structural constituent of ribosome
Source: RefSeq, a predicted model, not a curated record
ACUGAAACCUCUUCUUCCCUUUAGCCUUUUCAGUGCAUAGGGUUUUAGCAUUUUGAGCUAUCAUUCUCUCUCGCUCACUGCGUGUUUUUGAGUGUGUGUAGUGUGUGUCCUUUUUCUUUUCUUUCUUGAAUUAUUGAAUUUUUAUUAUCAAAAUGACUAAAUUCCGAAAGCUUAAUCGACCAACUGGUCAUCGAAUGUCCAUGCUCAGAACCAUGGUGUCCCAAUUGGUAAAGCAUGAGCGUAUUGAAACCACUGUUGCAAAGGCUAAGGAAGUUCGGAGGCUUGCUGACAACAUGGUACAGCUCGGAAAAGAGGGUACCCUUUGUGCUGCAAGGCGUGCUGCUGCCUUUGUUCGGGGAGACGAUGUUAUUCACAAACUCUUUACGGAAUUGGCUUAUCGAUACAAGUAAUGUUUUAACCUGAUGCUUUACAAAAUGUUGUUGCGCAUUUCUGGUUGUAAUAGUUGACGGACAUGUCUGUAUAACAGGGAGAGAGCUGGUGGGUACACUAGAGUGCUUCGUACUCGAAUCAGAGUUGGUGACGCCGCUCCAAUGGCAUACAUUGAGUUUGUAGACAGAGAAAACGAACUUAGGCAGGCAAAACCUCCGACUCCCCAACCACCACAGAGGGCACCAUUGGAUCCCUGGACUAAAUCACGACUCAGCAGGCAAAUUGCUCCUCCUAAAGAAGACAAGAGCUCAGAGUCCGACAGCUGAGAUAUUUGUGCAUGAAGUUUAUUUUGGCUUUUUGGUCUGAAUUGCAAGAUAAUCCCCUUCUUCAACCACAAGUUUUAAUAGCUAGGCAAAUGCUUGGAGCUUUAUUUCAAGCAUAAUGUAUUCAUGUGCUACUAGAAUCUUUCGCAACUGAUGUGCUGUCAACUUCAAAGAACAGUUUUCUGCACCAAUGUAAAAAUUGUGCAUCAACCAUGAUUUUGGGAGGAAAGCAAGACUGCAAGAGCUGCCCUUUUGGCAAUAUCUACUUCAAUUACGAAUAUUUGUUAUGGCUUGAUCUUUGAUACAGUUGAUGCAACUGAGGGUUUUUUUUCUUCUUGUGGAUAAAAAUAUCAUGCGAGUUGGGAAUGUUAUUGUUAGGUAGUCCCAAGCUUGAGCCUAGAGUUCCCAGUUCUGGGAAUCAGGAUAAUUUUUUUUGCGGAUUGCAAGGAAUAUUAAGGAUCGAUACACACUUGUUAUUCAUGUAUUUUAAGUAAAAUGGUCUUUUUCAUCA